This is a messenger RNA of Acytostelium subglobosum LB1, 624 nucleotides long. RefSeq lists its product as hypothetical. NCBI's taxonomy places the organism in Eukaryota, Evosea, Eumycetozoa, Acytosteliales, Acytosteliaceae. The transcript is spliced from 2 exons. Bases 1 to 624 code for a protein of 207 amino acids. The record is from RefSeq and is a predicted model, not a curated record.
AUGGCACUAAUCAAUGGACUCCUCAACUCUCAGGUCAAGGACAAGCUCGGACUUCAAGCAAUCUCAUUCACAACCAAUACAUUGGACAAUCCAUAUCGCGACCUGCCCCCUCAACCAGAGUUCAACGAUCAAUCUGAAGUGCCAUAUCAACCGAUUAGAUCCCUUAGCAUUCCAUUGUUGCACAAGAUGAACAACCUCACCAGUCUGGAACUCCAGUUCCAGCAAUCAGUUCAAGACAAUGGUCUUGUUGACAAACUUCAACAGUUCUACGCUGGAGCGCACUCACUCAACAAGCUUGUGCUCUAUGUCACAUCGGUGAAUGUGAUUCACUUGCUGCCUCAUUGCCAGACGACACCAAUCAAAUCACUCAAUUUGAUGCUCUAUGACAUGAACCAUAUGGCCUUUCUCAGUGCCAAGGGCAAGCUUCACCAACUGUUUCACACGAUGGCCACACAUCUCCAGCAGACCAUGAUCAAACACUUGGAAUACCUCUCCAUCAAUAUGAACAACAAUGGGUUCAUAUUUGCAUUCAACAACCAUUAUCUGUCAACGUUGAUCACAGCACUCCAACUGCAUUGUAUCAAUGAUCGUCUUCCAAUAAACUUCUACAGACUCGUCGACUAG